Messenger RNA from Glycine soja, 1047 nucleotides. RefSeq lists its product as uncharacterized. Lineage: Eukaryota; Viridiplantae; Streptophyta; Magnoliopsida; Fabales; Fabaceae. The coding region runs from base 40 to 918 and encodes 292 amino acids. The transcript has a single exon. The record is from RefSeq and is a predicted model, not a curated record. Gene Ontology annotation, biological process: shoot system development; root development.
CCUUGUGCUUGGUGCACUAGAACAAAGGAAAAAAAAAAAAUGGACGCUAUUUCUACAUUGCCAAGAACUACUACUCAUCAACCAGUAAGGUCCAUUAGUUUGCCAACAAGAGUGCAGCCUUCUUCUCAAAGAGUUGAAGCACUUUUGAACCAUAAGCCUCACACAUGUUUGGAAGCAGAGACGAUUCAAAGCGAUUUGGCUGCGCUUGCUGAGUUGUACAACUGCAUGGAGGAACUCUUCCAUUCUCCACAGACCCAACAAGCACUUUUGCACUACCAAAAUGGGAAACUAGUGGAAGAGGCAUUGUGUGGCUCGGUGACACUCCUAGAUGCAUGUGGCACAGCGAGGGAUUUAUUGUUGUCUCUAAAAGAACAUGUGCAAACUCUUCAAUCCGCCAUGCGCAGAAGAAGAGGAGAUUCAAGCAUCGAAAACAGCAUUUGUGAGUAUAAUGGCUUCAGGAAGAAGGCCAAGAAGGAAAUUGCGACGCAACUAGGGGCAAUGAAGAGAAUGGAGAACAAAGUUAAUACUUGUUCUCUAAUGGGUCAGUCUCAAGAUCAGCAUUUGAUAUUCCUAGCAAGAGUUCUAAGAGAAGCAAGCACCAUCACUAUCUCUAUAUUUCGUUCUCUUUUGUUGUUUCUAUCAAUGCCAGGACUCAGAACAAAAGGGACCUCCUUGAUCUCAAAGCUAAAGCCAAUGCGAUUGUUUUCUUCAGAGAAAGAGCAGAAGAACACUAAUGUUGUGGACCUUAGUGCUAUGUGCUCCCUCCUUGGAAGAGAUGCCAAGGUUGAAGUUCAAAGUGCUCUAAAAGUGUUAGAGACAUUGAAUGUUAGCAUUGAUGGUCUUGACUGUGGAUUAGAUUGCAUUUUCAGACGUAUAGUUCAAAAUAGAGUGUCAUUUCUUAAUAUGCUUGCUCAUUAGUACAAUGAUGAGUGAAGCCUAAAUUAAUACCUUGUAAAUGUGAAUGAGAGUGUUCAUGUAGUCCGCAUUUUAAAGGAUUUGCUCUCCAAAAAUCAAUACAUGUUUGAAUAUCAAAAUGAUUCUGAAUUA